AAGAAUUGUGGAAAUCCCACUUUCUUCCCCAAUCCAAAUCUCCUCUCCCUCCUCCUUCCUCCCCCUCCUCCCAUGGAGUCGUUGAUGUUUAACUACGCUUCGUCGGACGAAGAUGAAGAAGUUUGUCGUCGCGACGAACCACAAUCUCGCCUGUCCUCUCACUCCUCUCCUUCUAAAACCACCUCCUCUUUCUCUUGUCUGCCUCCACCGAAAUCAUCUUCGUCUUCUCUCUUCUCCUCUCUCACCCAACCCAAGCAAACCCUAACUUCUUCUUCUUCUUCUUCUCGCUCUAACCCCAAAACCGUUCGCUCCGAUGAAGGAAACUCCAAGUCUCCCGCUCCGGUCGCCUCCGGAUCCUCCUCCAGACUCUUCUCUUCGCUCCCUCAGCCGAAACAGCAAUCGCUGUCGAACCUCCCUCCGGCGAGCGCAAACUCCAGCACGAGGCGGAUCGUGCAAUUCAGACCUCCCGUUCACGCUUCGCUUACGAGCCCUAGCGCAAUCGACGAUGACGAAGAAGAUGACGAGGAUGAGAAGGAGAAGGAGCGCAAGCGGCGGCGGGAUUCUGAAUCUGCGGCUCAGACUUCCUCUGUCAUGUCCUUCCUUUCGAGCAUCCCCGCGCCGCGGAACUCCUCCACUUUGGGCGCCCUUCCUUCCGCUGGUUCUGGCCGGAGAUCGGUCAUUGAAACAGAUGCCUCUGCUGUGGGUUCUACUGGCGUGGAAUCGAGCAAUGGCAGUAAUAAUCAAACCGUCGGUAAUUAUAGCACUUAUGAGACUAAGGAUUCAGGGAUGGAUCAAAAUGGGGGGGCUUCUGAGUAUCACGAGGUUUAUGGAAGUUAUCAUGGCAGCUAUGAUCAGAAUGCUAGCGGGAGUGAUAUUUCAUGCUACGGAGCAUACGAAAAUUAUAGUAAUCAUGGGGAGUACGGGAAUUAUGCGAAUAAUACAGAUUAUGCAACUGUGGCAUCCGCUGGGGUGGUGCAGGAGAUGUCCGACGGUGCAGUGAGAGCUUCAGGGAAGAGAGGGAGGAAUGAGAUUCCAGCGGAAAUAGUGGAGGUGAAGCAGGACGAGUUGAUGAAGAAUCGACCUAGGGAGGACCAGGUGAAAUUGACCGGGAUUGCUUUUGGACCUUCUUAUCAGCCUGUUUCAACAAAAGGAAAGCCUUCCAAACUCCAUAAGAGGAAGCAUCAGAUUGGUACUCUGUACUUUGAUAUGAAGCAGAAAGAGAUGGAGCUUGCAGAACGGCGUGCGAGAGGCUUCCUUACAAAGGCUCAAACGCACGCAAAGUAUGGAUGGUAAUAUGGAAGCUGUGUGUGAUUCUGAGAGGUUGCCUUGAGAACCGUGAAAGCUCUGGAACAUGUAUCCGUGGACUGUCAUGUGUGUAGAACAACUGUUAUCAUCUUGUAUGUACUUUAAUGUUUCUGUUUUGGAAAAUUACUCUUGCUCUCCAGGUGGAUGAUGAGCUUCCAUGUGAAGAAAAUUAUUAGUUGCGGAGUGUUUUAGUUCA
This is a messenger RNA of Rhodamnia argentea, 1501 nucleotides long. RefSeq names its product suppressor protein SRP40. The coding region runs from base 73 to 1293 and encodes 406 amino acids. Lineage: Eukaryota; Viridiplantae; Streptophyta; Magnoliopsida; Myrtales; Myrtaceae. The transcript has 2 exons. Gene Ontology annotation, cellular component: nucleus. The record is from RefSeq and is a predicted model, not a curated record.